This is a messenger RNA of Epithele typhae, 1308 nucleotides long. RefSeq names its product glycoside hydrolase family 13 protein. Lineage: Eukaryota; Fungi; Basidiomycota; Agaricomycetes; Polyporales; Epitheliaceae. The transcript is spliced from 10 exons. Gene Ontology annotation, molecular function: alpha-amylase activity; cation binding. Bases 1 to 1308 code for a protein of 435 amino acids. The record is from RefSeq and is a predicted model, not a curated record. Gene Ontology annotation, biological process: carbohydrate metabolic process.
AUGUUCCAGUGGAGCUAUGCUAGCGUCGCCGCCGAGUGCACGAACUUCAUCGGUCCCGCAGGCUACGGUUACGUCUCUGUGAGCCCGCCGCAAGAGCACAUUCAGGGCAACCAGUGGUGGACGGACUACCAAGCCGUCUCCUACAACCUCGUCUCCAAGCAUGGCGACCGCAAUGCGUUCCAGAGCAUGAUUAACACCUGCCACUCGGCCGGCGUGCUUGUUAUUGUCGACACGGUAUGGAACCACAUGUCAGGCCAGACCUCGGGCACGGGCACCGCCGGUUCCUCGUUCCAGAAGUAUGUCUACCCGGGCACCUACACCGGCUGGGACUUCCACUCCUGCCACCACGGCAUCAACAACUACAACAACGCGACCGAGGUCCAGUUCUGCGAGCUCGCCGGUCUUGCCGACCUUGCGACCGAGACCGACUAUGUCCGCGGCCGGCUGGCCCAGUACGGCCAGGACCUCAUCAACUUGGGCGUUGAUGGUCUGCGCCUGGAUGCUGCGAAGCACAUGCCCGUGGCCGACAUUCAGAACAUCUUGUCGCGGAUUAACAAGAACGGCAAGUCCAUCUACAUCACACAGGAGGUCGUCUUCGGAUCCGGUCAGCCUGUCACUCCGAACCAGUACACCCCCGUCGGUGACGUCCAGGAGUUCCGGUACACUGACGCUCUUGCGAGCGCCUUCUUCGGGACGACCAAGCUCUCCAACCUGCAGACUCUGGAUGGUCGUGGCUGGGUUUCCAGCUCGAAGGCCAACGUCUUCGUCGCCAAUCACGACACCGAGCGUAACCCCGGCACUCUCAAGCCUACGUCGGCCAAGAACGCCUACACGCUCGCAUCUGUCUUCUCCCUCGCCCACCCCUUCGGCACUCCCACCGUGCUCUCCGGCUUCUCGUACUCGACCACCGACGACGGAGGCCCGAACAACGGCUACGGCACCUGUUCGGGCAACGGCGGCGCCAACGGCUGGCUCUGUCAACACCGCUGGACCGCGAUCUCCGGCAUGGUUGGCUUCCGGAACAAGGUCGGAAAGGCGGCGAUGACGAACUGGUCCGCUGGGUCGUCGCAGCGCAUCUCGUUCGGGCGUGGCUCGCUUGGCCAUGUCGCGAUCAACAACCAGGACUCGACUUGGUCGGUCAAGGUGAAGACGUCGCUGCCCAACGGCAAGUACUGCGACGUCGUCGGUGGCGCACGCUCCGGUGGCAAGUGCACGGGCACGACGUACACCGUCUCUGGCGGAUACGUCACCCUCAAACUCGGUGCGCGGAGCGCCAUGGCAAUCCACACCGGCGCGAAGCUCUCAUAA